Rattus rattus (black rat) is the source of this 2806-nucleotide messenger RNA. It is a transcript of the gene Tcp11l1, whose product is annotated as t-complex 11 like 1. The transcript is spliced from 10 exons. Gene Ontology annotation, biological process: signal transduction. The record is from RefSeq and is a predicted model, not a curated record. Lineage: Eukaryota; Metazoa; Chordata; Mammalia; Rodentia; Muridae. Bases 175 to 1701 code for a protein of 508 amino acids.
GACAGCCCGCAGCUUGGCACCCAGGCGGCCUGGGGGCUCGAGGCCCAGGCGCCCAGCACGGCGCGCGCGUCGCUCGCGCCCUUUCGCGUUGCGGGCCCCAGGGGACUGGCAGCGGGAGUGAACCGGGGGAGAUCGCGAACGCCGCGGCAGGAAAGUCAACAGACUUAACUGAGGAUGUCUGAAAACCUUGACAAGUCCCAUGUAAAUGAAGCAGGAGAGUCAAAGUCGGCUGCCUCGGAGCAGGGCCAGCAAGGUGCUCCGGAGUGCUCUGAUGAAGCCCAGGAAAAAGUAAAGUCGGACUCGCCUAGUCCCCUGAGAGUGGGAAGACCUCACUCUAGUCCUCCUCGGCUUGUCACUGUAGAGGAACUGCUAGAAACAGCAAAAGGAGUCACCAACAUGGCUCUAGCCCAUGAAAUUGUGGUAAAUGGAGACUUCCGGAUUAACGCUGUUGAAUUAGCUGAAGGCAGCUUGGAGAAGAGAGUGAAGGAGAUUGUACACAAAGCAUUCUGGGAUUGCUUGAGUGUCCAGCUAAGUGAAGACCCCCCGACCUAUGACCAUGCCAUCAAACUUGUAGGAGAGAUCAAAGAGACUUUGUUAUCUUUCUUGCUGCCUGGUCACACUAGACUGAGAAACCAGAUAACAGAAACCUUGGAUCUGGAGCUGAUAAAACAGGAAGCGGAGAAUGGGGCCCUAGACAUUUCCAAGCUGGCAGAAUUCAUUGUUGGCAUGAUGGGGAUAUUGUGCGCACCUGCUCGAGAUGAGGAAGUUAAAAAACUAAAGGAUGUUAAGGAAAUAGUGCCUCUUUUCAGGGCAAUAUUUUCUGUGUUGGACCUAAUGAAAGUCGACAUGGCCAACUUCGCUAUCAGUAGCAUUAGGCCACACCUCAUGCAGCAGUCAGUUGAAUAUGAGAGGAAGAAAUUUCAGGAAGUGUUGGAGAAGCAGCCAAACUCCCUGGACUUUGUCACCCAGUGGCUGGAGGAGGCCUCAAACGACCUUUUGACUCAGAAGUGCAAACAUGCCCUUCCAGCCGGGGGAGGUGCUGCUGGCUCUGGGGAUGCUCCACCGCUGACCGCUGUCUCUGUCCAGAACUAUGCCUACCUGAAGCUUCUGAAAUGGGACCACUUCCGGAGACCUUUCCCUGAGACAGUUUUGAUGGACCAGCCUCGUUUCCAAGAGCUCCAGCUCCAGCUGGAGCAGCUGGCCCUCCUGGGAGCUGUGCUGCUCGUCACGUUCAGUACGGCUGCACCUGCAGUUUCUGGGCAUGCCGGCUUUGCGGAGAAGCUCAAGACGGUGGUGAAGAUUCUGCUAACAGACGUGCAUCUGCCUUCCUUCCAACUGGAGGACGCCCUGACUUCCAUUGGGGAGAAAGUGUGCCUGGAGGUGAGCAGCUGCCUCUCCAUGUGUGGAUCCUCUCCAUUCUCUGUCAGUAAGGAGACUGUGCUCAAGGGCCAGAUUCAGGCCCUCGCCAGUCCUGACGACCCGAUUCGCAGGAUCAUGGAGUCCCGAAUUUUGACCUUCUUGGAGACAUACCUUGCCUCUGGUCAUCAGAAGCUCUUGCCUACAGUGCCUGGGGGAUUGGGUCCCAUUCAGAAAGAGCUAGAAGAAGUUGCUGUGAAAUUUGUGCGCCUGGUCAACUAUAACAAGAUGGUGUUCUGUCCGUACUAUGAUGAAAUUCUCAGUAAGCUCCUCCUCCGCUCCUGAGGUGCACAGCUGCCACAGCUCGUUCCUCAUCUCCUCAGAACCCCGCUCUCGCAGUGCCGUGGAGAAUGGCAUGUGGCACAUUCCUGUGUAAUAGCACUGGUUCCACAGGGACUGAAGAAUGCACUGAAUUCUGUUUUGAGGACUGUAUUUAUGAGUGCAAGUUUACAAACCUAAGAAGCUUUUGUUCUCUUGAGACUAUAGGGACACAUAGCUUUCAGUAAUUGGCCGUCUGUGUCUCUGCUCCUGCUUCAUCAGGUUGGAGGAGCUGCUUCUCCCAAGGAACCUGAGACAGUUGUCUCUUUCUCAGAUACUCUGUGCUCAUAGUCAUAAGCCAAGCCUUGUCCUCCUGCCCCGUGUACAACCUCCCUCCCACUACUCUUCCCUGUGGGUACUUUAUGACAGGGCUGCCUGUAGCCGUACAGGGUCCUAGCCCUCUCCUUCCCACUCUGUCCAUUUAUUGCUUCUUGGGUCUGACCUAACAGUGUUCCAGAGCCCUUUUCUACAGCAGAGUUACUCAAUAAUUUAUUUUAUAUUAUUAUUAAAACAGCAUCUCUAUACUCCCCUGGCUGGUGUAAAACAUGCUGUCCCCAGACUUUCAUCAGUCCUCCUGCCUCUGCCUCACAAAUGCUAGGGUUACAGGCCUCUGCCGCCAUACCCAAUGGAUAGAACUUGAUUUUUCAAAGCUUGCUUUGCUGGCUGGGAUGUACUGUGGCCAGUGUUUGCCCAGCCUGCACAGGCCCUGGAGUUGACCUCUCCUAGUAUUGAGAAGCCAUAAGCCCCUGUAGCUUCAGUUACUUUUAAAAGGUAGACGAAUUGUCUGUGCCCAGGAGCUCAGGGGCAGCCUCGGUAACAGAGACUCCAACUUAAGAGAGUAAGAACAGCCAGGUGGUAGGGCUCACCUUCAGUCCCGAUCCUUGGAAGGCAGAGGGAGGUGGAUCUCUUGAGUUCAGGACCAGCUUCAUCUAUAGAAUGAGUUCCAGGACUGCUAUCGAUACACAGAGAGACCCUGUCUCACAAACCAAAACAGAAAUACUGUUCCUUCUACAGAAGUACUCCUGAUUCUUGAUGGUGGCAAUUAAAGCCAGGCAUGGUGACAUAUGCUGUA